Molecule: messenger RNA, 4106 nt
Organism: Xiphophorus hellerii (green swordtail)
Lineage: Eukaryota; Metazoa; Chordata; Actinopteri; Cyprinodontiformes; Poeciliidae
Product: transcription factor 20
Exons: 6
Coding region: 1492-3576 (694 amino acids)
Biological process (GO): regulation of transcription by RNA polymerase II
Cellular component (GO): nucleus
Source: RefSeq, a predicted model, not a curated record
AAAACAAACAUAAUACUAAGAAAUAAGUUAUUUUGACAAAUAGCAGAGCAGGAAACAAAAUCCCUCAAAAAUAAUACAAGGAUAUAUUUAAAUCACUCAGAUUAUGUCAGCUAAAAAAAAGAACUGUCCCAAAAAUUCAUUUCAUUUUGAUCAGAGUGUUGUCCACGAUAGAGUCCCAUAUCCUCAAAAAAACAACGUCCUGAAAAUAUUCCCCAAUUUCAAUCCAAAAUGAAAAAUCCAAAAUGACAACAGCCCCAAAAAGAUGAGAAAAAAACAAAAACCCGCAAAAAGAAAAAUAAGUUCCAGAUCUCACCGGGAGCGUCUUCCUUCCUCCUCUCGCACCGGGCGCCGUUUCCUGGGCGCCAGGCUGCGGUCCAGUUUAAAAACGCACCAUGUGGCGCUCGGGCGAAAUCUGACCGCUGUUUAUGUCUCUUCUUUCAUUUUUACUUGUCUCAAACAUUCAUGAAGUCUCAAACAAUCUCUCACUGCACAGAUAUGGCGCCCCUUUUUAUUUGGUUAUCACAACCACACCUAAAACCAGCAUGAUGCUGCCAGAAACCAGCUUUACACUGGAAACUCUGGGAAAUUCAACAAUCACAUGACUGAAUCUGUCCUAAAAAAUACAUAUUACUUUCUGAUUUAUUUAGUCAAAAGAAAACAAACAUAGAGGUUAUGUUGCAAUUUAUUUGCAUUAAAAUAUAUUUAUUUUUUGUAAGCAAAAGGUGUUCAAAUUCAUCCUCAAACUGCAGAUACUUGUGUGCAAAGAGGGAGGGAGGAUGAUUUUUCCACUUUUCAUAAUAGAUAUUAAAAAUAUUGGAAUAUCUUCUGCAGUCAAUAUCCUUUUUACUCUGGCUUUAUAAAAAAGAUUAGUAUAAUUUCAUAAUUUUUCACAAUAUAUCCAUUUAUUAUUAAGAUGAUAAUAUUCAUUUAAGAGAAUAUCUCAUUUCUUCUAUUUCUGAUCUUUUAAAACCACUGCGGUAGUCAAAUGUAGCAAAAAAUAAGUUCUUUGUUAAAUUAAACGCUACUGAAUAAUUUUAAAAUAAAUAUUAGCAAAUAAUAAAUAUAAUGUAUAAAAUAUAAUCCGUUCCCUCAAAGAUUUUAUUUUGAAGGAGCCCGCGUCUCUUCCGGUGUGUCGGACAUAAAACCGCUGAUUGACUCUGUUGGAAUAUGGUGUCCAUGAUGACAACUUGAAAAUCCCAACUGCAGUCAGAGGCGAUAGUACCUGCUGGAACCAGUUCGAUGAGAAUGAAAGCGGGUUCGGCUCGGUUCGGGAGCCGCCUGGCGUGGUAGCGUCCUCCCGGCCGCCUGGCUAGCAUGAACUGGGGCGGCCGCCGCUUUUGUUUACAUCCAGUCCAGAUGAUGGUGAUGAUGGGCCCGGAGAGGCGUGUUGGCUAACCCCGCUACUCGACCUGCUUCCAGGGAAGGUGUCAUCGGGGAACCCGCCGUGUUCGGACCGGGUCGGUCCGUCCAAACCGCCGCCGCCUGAAGGUGAUGGACGUGUCUUCUCAGGACCCACCUCUCAUGGCCAUGGACCUAUCGAAGAGCUACACUCCGCUGACUCGCAGCCGCACCGAAGCCUCAGACCUAGCUAAAAAACCUGAGUGGUACCACAGACGGCCGGCGAACUGCAGCACAGACGGUACCUCAGCAUACAGAUCCUCGUCCUCCUACAGUCCGCUCUCCCAGCAGGGGGUCCCUGUCCGCUGCAGAGACAUGGAGCAGGGGCCAGAGUCUCUGGGCAGCUACAUAAGCUCAACUGUGGCUCCGGGUCUGGAUCUUUUUCACAGCAGAACGCAUGGUAACCUGUGGCACGGUGGUUACUACGGAACCGACCAAAGCGGGGAUCCGGUUCCCGAAAGCAGCGGCGCAGAGGAGAGCGACAGCGGCUCUGACGUUAUCUUCCUGGUUUCUUCCGCGAAGGAGCCUCUGUUGUGUGGCUCUUUCAUCCAGGACAGCGUGAGGCACAUCGUGGAGCCCGUUUCCCCUGCCAUGUCCUCGUUGGAUGAAGGAAGAGGUUGCUAUCUCCUAUCUCAGCCCAUGAGCUCACCGAGUGCCGACAGCUCGUACUCGGAGGACUCGUCGGACAGCUCAGUAGACAUUCCAGUGCACCAUGCCAGACCCGUAGUCCUCCUUUCAGACCUCAACACCGUUUACGGACACCCUGGUGAAUCGGUCGCGGAUGCUUCAAGUGACGACAGCGACGUCAUUGAAGUUUCUGUCACGAACCGUAAGAAGGAAAGGCAAUGCUACAAGAAAAGUCCGCCUAAAAUAAAGAGAGAGGGGGAAAAGGCGUCUUCUAGAGAGGUGCGGCGCAGUUCCAGAGUCAGAAAAUCUGAGUCAGAAAUGCCUCGGUUAACCUGCGCCGUGUCACGGCACAGCUUGAGAAGACGCGUCAAAAACGACGCAGUGGGUAUUUAUAACGAAAGCAGUGACUCUGAGGACUUGAUCGAGUACGCUCUGAAGUUUUCCAGCUCCGAAGAAUCCGUCUCGCAGUCAAAGCUUCCACAGAAAGCGAGCAGCCAUUCAGAGGAAUCCAACGGGAACGCCCAAACUGACAGGAAGUCUCCUCCGAAGGAAGCUCAAUUCACAAAACUAAUAAAUUACAAACGAAAAAAGACUCUCAGUCUUCCUAAAACUAAAAACGUUCAAAAAGCAAAGCAGAAGCCGAUCUGCAGCAUCCCCCCAGCGGAGCAACAGACGGUUUCUGACAGUCAGACCACAGCUGGGAAAAAACAGGUCGCGAGGCGAAAAAGGAAAAGGCGUCCACAGACCGGACCUUCUGCGCUGUUUUCUCCCAGAGAACCUGAAAUUCUGCUCAAAUAUGCAAAAUCUAAGGAUAAAAAGGACAGAAAACCUGCCAGCUUCUGCCCGUUUGUCCACAUGGAGCAGCAGCUGUGCAGGGUGGUCAACUACCAGGACGACGAAGGGACGGUUCCCAGCAGCAAAGGAUGGAAGACCAUCUCCAAAUCUGUGUCUGGGUUUGUCCCCUGCACGUCCUGCUUCCAGCUGGGUCGGUCCAGCUCAGACGGCGGCGGUCCGGACCAGCUGCUCUGCUGCCUGUGUGGAUGGACGGCCAACACCAUGGGCCUCGGCGACCUCCACGGCCCCUACUGCCCCACCGGCGCUUCUCUAGACGGUCAGAUGCGCAGAACUGAUCAGAACGACGACCUGCAGAAACUCUCCAACGGCCAUUUGCCGAACUCCUCUGAGGACGACUGCACUCCUGAUAAAACUUUGCUCAGAAGCGAGAAAGUCUCUCCCACUAAGGUGCCUCUUUAUCUAAGCGAGUGCUGGAUACACGAGGACUGCGGUAUCUGGUCUGCCGGCGUCUUUCUAGUCCGGGGAAAGCUGUACGGCCUGGAGGAGGCCGCCCAGAUCGCACAGGAAACGAUCUGCUCCACCUGUCAUCAGCCUGGUGCCAUUAUGGGAUGUUUCCAGAAGGGCUGCCUGAGGAAUUAUCACUACCCAUGUGCCAUUCAGUCAGGCGCCAUCCUCAACGAAGAAAACUUCUCCAUGAGAUGUCCAGAGCACAAGAAUAAAACGUUCCCACCUGCAGCCAGACAAGACAAGAGAUGACAGUGAAGAUGUGCGGCGGCCAUGGAGGUUUGGAGAAUGCUCCACUGAUCUCCUCAGGGCACGGCGGCGGCCAUGACGGCGGCCAUGACGGCGGCCAUGACGGUGGCUUCACCUCAAAAGCGUUCUGAGGAACCGGAGUGGCGGCGGCGGCGGCGUUUCGGGCCAGGCGAACCCGCUUCGCCUGUUAUGACUGAAUCAGGGUCCACUUUAUUUAUUUCUGGAUAUUUUGACCUUUGUUCAGUUCUUUUGUUCGGUUCCUUUUUGCUCUCCGUUUCUCUCCGGGAUGAACCGGCAGCGUUUGGACAUCCUCACUUCAACUAGCUGCUAAAAACAAGUUUAUUAUUUGAACAUAGGUAUUAUAUCAGAGUUUUAUUGGUCUCUUGGAUAACAGGCCACUUUUCUACAAGUUUUUGUACGACUUUUUUAAUCCUUCCAGAUGUUUUUUGUCGUGUUUGUUUUCCUCCUUGAUGCAUGCACAGCUCAUAUUUGCUACAAUGCACUUUAUUACAGUUUUCUAUCAGUUAUUUAAA